AUGCGUAGCAGCUUGAACGGACGCACCCGCAAUAGCACGCACACGUACACACGCACAGCCAUGAGGCAUGUCGGAUGGCGCAACUCACUAUCACGCCGCUGUGUCCAGAGCACCUCAGAAGUAUCUCACAUGGAAAGUGCUGGCCUCACCACAGGUCUUGGUACAUCCACCCCGCCCACUCCAUCAGCUAGCCAAGCUGCCACGCUAUCGAUGAAUUUCGCUCUCUCCUCCACCUCCACAACUGCUGUACCGACUGAGCCCUCGACGACGGCAUUGGCAUUUGAGCAGAUUUUUGGUGGACUCAUGCUUCCUCCGCCCACGGCGAGCACGGCAAAGGGAUUAGUGAUGGGAGAGAAGGAGUGUCCCACUGGGCUACCCCCCUGGAUAACGACUUCUUCCAUUGGGGAGAGCGGAAUUCCUGCUGGAGGGGGUAAGAUGGUCGUUGUUUGUGUCUCAGAUCUAAAGAAAUUCAUUCAGCUUCAACCAAAGGUCAAGAUCAACAUAAGUAGCCCAGAAGAAGUAGUCUCUCUUGAUAAUGAACUCCACUGGGCCACAUACCGCCUGGAUGAUCACAUGACGGCUCUUUGA
Molecule: messenger RNA, 588 nt
Organism: Echinococcus granulosus
Lineage: Eukaryota; Metazoa; Platyhelminthes; Cestoda; Cyclophyllidea; Taeniidae
Exons: 2
Coding region: 1-588 (195 amino acids)
Source: RefSeq, a predicted model, not a curated record